Messenger RNA from Scleropages formosus (Asian bonytongue), 1862 nucleotides. It is a transcript of the gene adra1aa, whose product is annotated as adrenoceptor alpha 1Aa. NCBI's taxonomy places the organism in Eukaryota, Metazoa, Chordata, Actinopteri, Osteoglossiformes, Osteoglossidae. Bases 21 to 1415 code for a protein of 464 amino acids. Gene Ontology annotation, biological process: cell-cell signaling; adenylate cyclase-activating adrenergic receptor signaling pathway; positive regulation of cytosolic calcium ion concentration. Gene Ontology annotation, molecular function: alpha1-adrenergic receptor activity. The record is from RefSeq and is a predicted model, not a curated record. The transcript has 2 exons. Gene Ontology annotation, cellular component: plasma membrane.
UUCCCCUCCUCUGUUGGCCGAUGACCGAGUACAGUGGCCAGAUGAGCUCUUCUGGGGAGAACAUGACUCUGGAAUCUUUACCUCAGAACUGCUCAGGGUGCAUCCACAGCCCUUCCCCAGACCUUAAUGUCCCCAAAGCGGUGGCACUGGGUCUUGUGCUGGGAGUCUUCCUGGUGUUCGGGGUGCUUGGGAACAUACUGGUCAUCCUGUCGGUGCUGUGCCACAGACACCUGCGCACUGCCACCCACUACUUUAUUGCAAACUUGGCAGUGGCUGACCUGCUGCUCAGUGCUGCUGUGCUCCCCUUCUCUGUUACCUUUGAGAUCCUAGGCCGCUGGGUGUUUGGCCGGCUCCUGUGCAACAUAUGGGCUGCUGUAGACGUGCUCUGUUGCACUGCCUCUAUCCUCAGCUUGUGCGCCAUCUCGGUGGAUCGUUACAUUGGUGUGAGCUAUCCCCUGCGCUAUCCGGCCAUGAUGACAGAGCGCCGUGGGCUGCUGGCUCUGGCCCUACUCUGGGCCCUCUCUGCUGCAAUCUCGGCAGGGCCGCUCUUGGGCUGGAGGGAGCCAGCACCUGAGGACGAGUCUGUCUGUGCUGUCAACCAGGAGCCGGGAUACGCCAUCUUCUCGGCCGUAGGCUCCUUCUACCUGCCGCUGACCAUCAUCUUGGCCAUGUACUGUCGUGUUUACGUGGUGGCACGGCGUGAGACCCUUGGCCUGCGUGAGGGCCACAAAGCAGCCGGCUCCGACCUGGAGGGUGUGACGCUGCGUAUGCACCGUGGGAACACCGCUGUCUCGGAUGAUGAGGCGCUGCACAGCCGCACACAUUUCACUCUGCGCCUGCUCAAGUUCUCCCGUGAGAAGAAGGCCGCAAAGACCCUGGGCAUCGUGGUGGGCUGCUUCGUGCUCUGUUGGCUGCCCUUCUUCCUGGUGCUGCCCAUUGGCUCCAUCUUUCCAGCCCAUCGACCCUCAGACACAGUCUUCAAGGUCACCUUCUGGCUGGGCUACUUCAACAGCUGCAUCAACCCCAUCAUCUACCCCUGCUCCAGUAAAGAGUUCAAGAGGGCCUUCCAGAACGUGUUGGGCCUGCGUUGCCAUAGCCACCGGAGCGCUCCUCAUCUGGGCCCCGCCCUUGGCCGUUCAUCAGCCCUCAACACCCCCCCGAGGCCCUCCCCCAGCUGCGUUCCCACCACUAGCCCCAGGCCAAGCCAGGCCUCACCCCAGGAGGCUUUCGCAGGGACCCAGGCAGCGCGCGUGCACAGCAAACGUCUGCUGAGGGCCUGCUGCUGCGUGCGAGGGGCAUCGCGCCCAUUACGCCUGCAGUCCAAUCCCUGCAGUUGUGGCACAGCUGGCACACCUCAGCCACCACUCGCUAAGGUUCAUCAGCUGUCCCUGGGCUGGGUGGGCGAGCCCUUGUAGGAGCGCCAAGUCAGAGGCCAGAGCCAGCGGAGCUGUGUAGGGGCAUGAAGUCCCACACAUGAGGAGGGGGAGUAGCACCUGUGGACACGAAACACUGCAGGGUCACGUCCCAGGAGCAGAUUCACCGCUGCACCCUUGAGAAAGGUGUUCAACCUGCACAGUGACUUCAGUGAGACAGCCAGCUGUGUGAGCCGGUGGCGGUAUUCAAAGCUGAGGACAAAGCAUGGUACAGGGAUACAACACAGAAGACCACUGCGAACCAAUGUGCUGGUUUAAGCUUAUCUGGAGAACUGUGAGGUGGCCAGCGUGGUAUGAGCGAAACAAGCACUGCAAUGACUGAAGGGAACGUACAGAUGUCCUUUCAGAAGGUUUCUCUGCAUCUAAACAGUGACCUUAAUAUUAACUUUGUCUUUUCUGUACAGUUUGAGUUCUUCUAAAAGCAUGCUU